Colletotrichum navitas is the source of this 1332-nucleotide messenger RNA. RefSeq lists its product as uncharacterized. NCBI's taxonomy places the organism in Eukaryota, Fungi, Ascomycota, Sordariomycetes, Glomerellales, Glomerellaceae. The coding region runs from base 1 to 1332 and encodes 443 amino acids. The record is from RefSeq and is a predicted model, not a curated record. The transcript has a single exon.
AUGGAGCGUCAGACCAAGCUCGCGCACCUCAAGCUGGUCUCCAAGUACUACGGCUACGCCAACUUCUCGUACCCUAGAGGCGACGGCACUCCGACGAGGAACCCGUACAGGAGGGCCGGGCAUACGUUUUCGACAGAGGAUCUCUCCCAAGACUGCCAUGGCAAGCUAUCACGCCCAAGCACGCCGACAAGAAGAGACCGCACCUCCAUCGGCUCACAAAGCUCAAACGGCUCAGCACCCAGCCUCAUCGACGACCGGACCGACUCGGAGGUGUCACUGGACGACGACUACCAGUACCACGCCUCUGCCUCUCAGCUCUGGGACACCUUCUGGCCUACUACUGAAGAGGGGCAGGCUCAGAAGACGCCCGAGAAGUCCAGGACUCGGUAUCCGGCAUUGAUACCGUCGCCGCAUAUCCGGAGAGCCAAGAAGACGGGCUGCAUCACCUAUGACGACUGCCCUUUGCCACCGCGCCCUGUCGAGUAUAAUAUCCAAGUCAAGCACACCCCAUCACCAACCCCUCCUAGCAAAGAAAAGCCCGCGACUCUACCCCGGCCACACGCAGCUAUGAGGAGCUGCCAGGCUACUCAAGCCUUGCAGGACCCCGAGGGCCCCGAGGGCCCCGACGGACCUCGCAGCCAUCCAAUAACUCGCCGCACCGUUCGUGCCGUCCGUUCGUCCUACAGCAUAUUCCCACGCACCCAUCACCAGGCGCCGAGCUACCCUCCUCCGCCUCCCCCUCCUGCUUCACCACGCAUGUCUCCUUUUCCAAAAUCCCCAAGCAUGGCGAACCUCCGACGAGGUCAUCGCCCACCACCCAUUAACCUUCAUCCCAUACCCGCAGCUCCCCUCCACUCCCCAGCAACCGCAUCCCUCUUCUGUCCCCUCUCGUCGCCUCUCUACUCCCCCAACCCUUCCGACUACACCAGGCCUCACACUUCACACGGGAGUUACUACCCAUCCACCUCGGACCUCACCCACCCCCGUUCCGCCCCGCUACCGCCGCCACAUACACCCACCCUAACCACUCCGUGCGACACGGGCACGCCCAAGUCCUUCUUCGACUUCGACUCGGAUUCGGACUCGGACGACUCGGAGCCCGAGCACGCCAUCUCCCGCCUCGUCAAGACGCUGCACAAGCGCACCGCCAGCGAGACGCGGCGGAGCGGUAAGGCGGCGGCGGUUGCGGACGCGCAGCUGCGCCGGGCCCGCGCCGAGACGGAGGCCGAGAGCGUCCGCGAGAACCAGAUGCAGUUUGAGCGGCACAAGAGGUCCGGUGCCGUCUUCGGGCGCAUGUUUGGGCGCGCGCACGGCAAGACGCCCAACAUGUAA